AUGAGAUGUAUUGAAAGCUGGUAUCAGAUCUGUUUAAUUCAUCAAAAAAAAAACUCCAUCGUUCAUAACAUGGAAAUUUCUCAAACUUACCAACAGCAAACUGAACAUCAAGAUGAACAACUGGAAACUUACCAAGAUCAAACUGAACAUCAAGAUGACCAAUUUGAAUCUGAAGAACAAAAGGUUGAAGGACAUUUACGAAGACUUCUUUCUUCUAAUGAUCCGGAUGUCAAAAAUAUCUUAAAAAGGCUUAUAAAAGUGGUUAAUAUGAAAAGAUUUAAAAUUUUCAGGGAUGAUCCCGGUAGAUCUGACAUGAUGUCUGAUAUUGCUAUAUAUUAUCUAUUCACAAUCAGUCGCGGCAAUAGAAAUAAAAGACAUAGUAAAAGUGAAGAAAGGAUAUGCCCGAGAGGAUAUAAAUUAAUAACACUUGACAUUCAUCAGAAAGUGUCAUCAAAUUUAGUUGAAGUUGUAUGUGGAAAUGAUUACACAUACAUGAGGGGAAAAGAGCUAAUCCGUUUUAAUAGUCUGGUAAACGUGACUGAAGUGGUAUGGACCGGAAACGAGGAUUAUUUUGCAAGUCAUGUCCUAGUCUAUUCUAAAGGUAAAAAGAGUUUUAUAGCUUUAGUACUGAAUAAACGGAAAGUGCUAUUUCUAGAGAGAAAAAACUGGGACGGGAAAUGGAAAGAAAUGCCAACGAUGUUUGACAUUAACGAUUUACGCGCGUUUAGUGACGAUUUUGGUGUAUAUCAGGAUUUUUACCGUGAUGUGGACUCGGAUUUACGGUUUUACUAUGAUAUGCGCAGGUAUUACAAUUAUUACUCGGAGAUUGAGUUUUAUGACCAUUUUCUCAUUAUUUUAUACCCGUUUGUGGUAGAAAAGGUCAAGUACAAGGACAGAAUAAUUUUUGAACAAAAUGACUCAAGUGGAAUUCUAUUAUGUUUAUCAGUUGAUCUCUUUACACUUGAGAUAAAACCUCAGUUAUUCAAGAAUAUUUUAAAGUCUAUUCCAGUAAAUUGUGAUUUUGGAUACCAUCUGACUCCGGAACAGAGAGAAGGUGAGAAGGCUAUAAAUUAUAAAGAAAGAGCUGCAACAGCUUUGGAUAAUUAUUUUAAUAGUUUUCGAAUAAUUACGGUGAGUGAACGCAGUAAACUUAGAGCUAUAAAUUUUGUUUUAUCAAGAAUUGUAUUUGUGGGUAGAUGUUUCGGUAGCUCCUUCUGCGAAUCAAUAAAACAUGUCCUGGAUCGUAAGUUUAGUAUAGAUUAUAACGAUCAAUUACUGUUUGAGAAUAUACAAGUGGACCUUGGGACAAAUAAAUACGGGAAUCCAGACUGCGGAAAUAGCGAAAAUUGUAAAUCUUACAAAGCGAAUAAUUGGGAACUUAUUAAUAAAAUAGUUGAAGGAGAUAAGUUAAUUUGGUGUAAAAAGAGAAAUGGACUUUUCGCAAAACAAGUCCAUUACUAUAUUGACGAUGACAAGUGGUUAAUAAUUGUCCUGGAAAACAACACAUUUAAAUUCCUUUACAGGGCGUCAAAUUCUGAUGUCUGGGUUGAUAAAUCAACAGAAAUGUUCAAUACUGAAGAUCUAAAGGUCAUUAGAAAAAACUCAUUAAGACUCUCGAGGAUUGAGUUGAAGUUUAAUUUUACAGAGUCAUUUUGUAUGAUUAAUCUUGGUGACGCUGUUACUGUUAGUUAUAAGGAUUUCUCUCAUAAUUUUGAGGACUGUGGAGAAGAUGUUUCAGUCUGGUUCAUUUACGACGUAAAGACAAAUAAAUCAGAAUUAGUAACAUGCCCUUUAAAAUAUGACAUGGAACUCACAGAACUCAAUUAA
Molecule: messenger RNA, 1827 nt
Organism: Theileria parva strain Muguga
Lineage: Eukaryota; Apicomplexa; Aconoidasida; Piroplasmida; Theileriidae
Exons: 2
Coding region: 1-1827 (608 amino acids)
Source: RefSeq, a predicted model, not a curated record